GCGAAACAAAAUUAUGAACUACUUCACUGUCAUGAAGAAGGAUAAGAAUGCUCCGCAAGAUGGAGAUGAAGAUUCUGGAAAACCCAAGAAGAAAGGAUCGCAUGAUCGCCAGUUGAUUUUAUCAGAAAUGGAUGACUGGAUCUCUGAUGAUGAAUCUGGAGAUGAUGAACGGGAGGAGGAAGAAGACAGUGAAGAUGACAAGAAGAAAAAGAAGAAAUAUAAGGUGCAGUCGAAAGGCAGAAAACCGCAGGGUGGCAAGAAAAGUAAAACAAUGGAUGGAGACAGCGAUGAGGACUGCAUAGAAGAGAGUGAUGAAUUCGAUGAUGGUGCUGAGCACGAUUACAUCUCGAGUGAUUCAUCAGAUUCAGAUGCCGAGGACGAUGAAAUUGUCAGAAAGGAAUUGGCAGGUGUUGAUGAAGCUGACGCACUAAGGAAGCUUCUUAAUUCAGAUGAAGAGGAAGAGGAGGAAGAAAAAGAAAAAGAGGAGGAGGGCAAGGAAGAAAAGAAUGAAAAUGAGGAGAAAGAACCCAAGGACAAGAAGAAGAAGAAGAAAAAGAAGAAGGACAGGAAGUCAGACAAAGAAGACUCAGAUGGGAAGACUUCAGAUGCAAGUGAUGAUGAAGGCGAUAGCAAGAAAAAGAAAAAGAAGGACUCCAAAGCUAAUGGAGUUGGUGAGUCUGAUGCACAAGAGGGUGGCAGCAGCAAGAGAAAGAUGAAAGAUGGACCUGACAGUGAGGCUAAGAAAAUGCGCACAGAUGUCGUGGGUUCACAGAUGUCUACACCUGGAAGUGAUAGCGGAGUGACAGAAGAAGCCAUCCGAAGAUACCUGAUGCGCAAGCCAAUGACCACGACGGAACUUCUGCAGAAGUUCAAGUUGAAGAAGACAGGUCUUAACUCAGACCAGUUAGUUCACUCCAUUGCUCAGAUCCUGAAGAGAGUGAACCCUGUAAAACAAAUGGUUAAAGGAAAAAUGUAUUUAUCUAUUAAAAUGUAGUUACUGAAUACAUACGUAUAUCUACUUUAUAAUGAUACUUUUUUGCUAGGUACAAAGUUAAACUUGUUAGCUGUGAAAUGUGUGUAAUGUACAUGAAAUUUAGGUUGGUGUGAGCAUUAUGAUCCUUGGAGCACUUUGGAUAUACUCAUAGGCUGGAAAUAUGUGCUCAUUCCAUUAAUGCUGUAUUGGUAGUGAGAGGUGUAUGUAUGUAUGAUGAAAUCACACUUCAUAGAACAUUUCUCAUCACAUCUGAACGUUUUUAAUCUUUAUGAACAUGAUGCUUUUUGAGGGUUGAACUGAGCUUAUUUUAAUCCAGUGUUGGUUGGGUUUUGUCCUUUCAACAUAAGCUUUUGUGAUGUAGUCAGAGAACUCUUGUAAUUAGUAACAAUCUUUACCUCUUUUUGUUCAUCAUUAUCAAUGAAGGGUCUCAUGUAUGUAUCUCAUUCUUAAAUGCAUAGUAGAUAUCAUUUCUUCAUAAGUAUUCACACAGGUACUUAUAUAUAUUUCAAGAAGCCCCAGAAUUACAGUUGGCUCAUUUGCUGUGGAAUUGCAUGCGAUAAGCAAAAACAAAUGAGGUUUUUAUAAGUGAUAGAGAUAUGAUGCAUAAAUACUUGAACAUAAAAAUUGUUGUAACUCAAUAGUACAAGGAAAUUAUGUUCUCAUUUUAAAAAGAUCAUAUGCCUUGUGGACAUAACAAAACUUGUAGUAGUUCUAAGGCAAUGAAUAUAUUAUUCAGCACUGUUUUAUGAAAGAAAAUUGUCUGUAGUAAAUACAGCAGUUAGUCCAAAUACUUGUAUUUAUUUAAAAGGCAAUUUUAAGGUUUUAUUUCUAUAUUUAAAUUCUCUCCAUAGAGUCCUUGUAAAUCGGUUUUUUUUGUUAUGCGAACUGUAUAUAUUUCAGUAAGAUAUCUGUUUUAAGUGAAAAUUGCAACAGUAAUGUGGCAGAGGUAAGGGAUUCAUGUUCUGUAUCAUUCAUCAGGAACACAGGAUAGAACUUCCUUUUUUUUUUUAGAUGAGGAUUUUUUAGUGUAGUAAUAUUCAGAACAACACUAGAAGGGAGGGAGGUUAUAGCGAACGUUUUGGGUUGGAAAACCAUGUUCCUUCUUUUAUGUAGCUACUUUUUAAUUCAUCGUGGUAAUAAAUGCACUUUCCUUUAUCUAUGUUUGAAAGGAAAAUUAGGAAAUAUUUAUCAGAUGAUUAAGAGUUUUUUAGUGAAGUUUUUCUCCAUUUCAUGAAGACACUUUAGGCUUGAAGUAAUCUAGCUGUUGAGAGUGUAUUGUGAUAUUUUCAAUUUUAGUUCAUUUCUGCCACAAUGAUCAUCAUUAUCAUCAUUUAAUCAUUAUUAUGAGUGCAGGUUUGGGCUGUCUGAGUGGUGGUCUGAUAUAUAUAAGCCUAUUUUGGAAUCUCUGGCUUUUGGCUCCCAGUGACUGUGUGCAUGUUUGAAAACCAUACAGCCAGAUCAACAUAUUUGGCCCAAUUGGUUGUGAGUUUUUGUAUGUGAGAUUGUAGUGUGUGGGAUUCUGCAUCAUUCUUGUCCUUGGCCUUCAGCCUAAAUUGUAUUUACAAUUUUUGCAUCAUUCUUUGGAGGUGUCCUUGUGAUUUUAUGGAUCUAUAACCAUUUUGUAUGAGAGAAAUAUAGAUCAGUUAUUUUG
This is a messenger RNA of Macrobrachium nipponense, 2645 nucleotides long. RefSeq names its product general transcription factor IIF subunit 1-like. Gene Ontology annotation, molecular function: TFIIF-class transcription factor complex binding; DNA binding; RNA polymerase II general transcription initiation factor activity. The record is from RefSeq and is a predicted model, not a curated record. Gene Ontology annotation, biological process: positive regulation of transcription elongation by RNA polymerase II; transcription initiation at RNA polymerase II promoter. Gene Ontology annotation, cellular component: nucleus; transcription factor TFIIF complex. Lineage: Eukaryota; Metazoa; Arthropoda; Malacostraca; Decapoda; Palaemonidae.